UCUCAGCACUCUGUAUAUUCACAACUCUCCAAAUAUUGGAACUGUACUGUUUUUGAGUGUGAAUCACUCUUUGUUUCUUCUUCUUCUCUUCAACUACUCACUUUCGGUGUACGUUAGUGUAGUACUAGAAAAGUAUCAGUUUCCACCACCACUUCAAAAAGAAGUCUCAGACGAAGAAAAAGAAAAAAAAGAAAGAAAAAAGCAACACAAACAUUCUCUUUCCUUCUUCCUCUCCCAGAGAGAGAGGAGUAAAGAGAAUUGCUUCGCUUUACAUCCAUUUAUUGAUCUGGUUCUUUCUCAAGGAAAUUUUUUUUGUGAUCGAGAGAGAGAGAGGGAUGGGUGGAGUAACAUCAUCAGUGGCAGCAAAACUAGCAUUUUUUCCACCAAACCCGCCAUCAUAUAAGUUGGUAACAGAUGAAAUAACAAGUAUAAUGAUAUUAAACACUUUCCCACACAGAGAAAAUGUUGAAAUACUUAAAUUGCCUACUCGCAGAGGUAAUGAAAUUGCUGCCCUAUAUGUUCGUAAUCCAAUGGCUACUUCUACUCUUCUUUAUUCUCAUGGUAACGCUGCCGAUCUUGGUCAAAUGUAUGAGCUUUUCAUCGAAUUGAGUAUUCAUUUACGCGUCAAUCUCAUGGGGUAUGAUUAUUCAGGAUAUGGGCAGUCAACUGGGAAGCCGACGGAACAUAAUACUUAUGCUGAUAUUGAAGCUGCAUAUAAGUGUCUUGAAGAGAGUUAUGGUGCUAAACAGGAAGAUGUAAUCUUGUAUGGUCAAUCUGUUGGUAGUGGACCCACUUUGGAUCUAGCUGCUAGGCUACCUGAUUUAAGAGCUGUUGUUCUUCAUAGUCCAAUACUUUCUGGGUUAAGGGUCAUGUAUCCUGUAAAACGCACAUACUGGUUUGACAUCUAUAAGAAUAUCGACAAAAUACCAUCAGUUGAAUGUCCUGUACUCGUCAUUCAUGGGACGUCUGACGAUGUUGUGGACUGCUCUCAUGGUAAGCAACUAUGGGAACUCUGUAAAGAGAAGUAUGAACCUCUAUGGCUAAAAGGAGGGAACCACUGCGACUUGGAGCUAUACCCCGAGUAUAUUAAGCAUCUGAAGAAGUUCAUUCAUAACAUGGAAAAGUCACCUUCUCGAAGAAGCAGUUCAAGGCGGAGCGUUGACCAGUUUGAUCCCUCCAGGCAGAGUACUGAUUGUUUUGAGGUCUCAAGGAAGAGCACUGAUCGCAGAGAGAAACCUAGGAAGAGCACUGAAAAGAAAACGCAGGAACUCAAAUCUACAAUAGAGAAAUUGGAAAAGUUUAAAAUCUCGUUUGACUAUAUGGAGAGGUCCCGAAGGAGUGUAGAUUGUUUUGAGAAGUCUCGAAGGAGCAUCGACCAACAGAUGGUGGAGAGAGCACGAAGAAGUGUUGACAGGUUAGAUAGAAUACGGGCUGGGUAAAUAUUACUCGCACAUUGUAUAAUUCGUGCACUCGUUCUAUUUUGUGAAAAAAAAAACACAUUUGGGCAUUUUUCUUCAUGGGUUUUGGUUGUGUAGUGUUGGUUAAAGUUCCCAUAGUGAUUACGGUAUGAUAUUAGUAAGGUUUGUUGUAUCUUUAUGGUUCUUUCUACUUGAUCAAGCAUUGUAAAACACUCAGAAAUGGAUGGACUCAUUUACUGAAACAAAGAUGAACUCAUAGAAUUUGUAAA
Messenger RNA from Papaver somniferum (opium poppy), 1687 nucleotides. RefSeq names its product alpha/beta hydrolase domain-containing protein 17B-like. Bases 336 to 1439 code for a protein of 367 amino acids. The transcript has 5 exons. Lineage: Eukaryota; Viridiplantae; Streptophyta; Magnoliopsida; Ranunculales; Papaveraceae. The record is from RefSeq and is a predicted model, not a curated record.